AUGCGCCUUCUCUAUAUCGGGCCACAGGCCGAGUUGACUUUCACUAACGACCUUAUCCACGGGAAAGACGAAAUACCUCCUUACGCAAUUCUAUCGCACACGUGGGAAGCCGACCACAAUAAUGAGAUCACCUAUAAAGACAUCAUGAAGCAGAGAGGGAGCCAGAAAUCUGGGUAUCGAAAAAUCCAGUUCUGCGCGGACCAAACCAAAGCCGAUAGCCUAGAGCACUUCUGGGUCGAUACCUGCUGCAUCGACAAGACAAACGCCGCCGAACUCGCCGAAUCGAUUAAUUCGAUGUUCCGCUGGUAUCAGCAUGCUGCGAAAUGCUACGUGUAUCUCUCCGACGUGUCUUCCGGUCGUAAUCAGAUACAUGAGCCCUUACGAUCGACAUGGAAGCAAGAAUUUCGAAGUAGCCGAUGGUUCAAAAGAGGGUGGACACUACAAGAACUUAUCGCACCUGCCGUCGUUGAGUUCUUCUCCUCGGAGAGACAGCGGCUAGGUGAUAAGAAAACGCUUAGCCAAACGAUCCACGAAGCGACCAGCAUCCCGAAGCACGCCCUCCAAGGAGUUCCCCUUUCAGAGUUUACCGCUGAGGAGAGGAUUUCAUGGUCAAAGACUCGGAAGACAUCGAAGACAGAGGAUAGGGCAUACUCUUUGCUUGGAUUACUUUCUAUUUCCAUGCCGAUCAUAUACGGCGAAGGCGAAGAGCAAGCAUUUGAGCGACUUCGCAACGAAAUCACCAGGCGCUCUCCAUUAAGGAUGCUCACAAAACUUCCUGUAGCUGACGGAGCCGCCUUCGAUUCCCAUGGGAACGAACACACACAAUGUCUUCCAGACACUCGAACCGAUGUCCUGGAUGAGAUCGCGCAAUGGGCGAACGAUCCUCAUUCAAAAAUCGUUUACUGGCUGAACGGAAUGGCCGGGACCGGAAAGUCGACCAUAUCGCGUACGCUCGCCCAGAGGUUCUUAGAAGACAAUAAACUUGGAGCUACGUUCUUCUUCAAAAGGGGCGAGGGCGAUCGUGGCGGCACGUCAAAAUUUUUCACAACAGUCGUCAGUCAACUUAUUCAGCAUGUACCAGAUACAGCCAGGCAUGUGCAGGCUGCUAUGGAAGUAGAUCCUGCGAUUAUCUCGAAAGCCAUGCGAGAACAAUUCCAGAAGCUGAUUAUUGAUCCUGUUUCCAAGACCACAACCAGCACUAAUCAGUAUCGCAUGUAUGUGAUCAUUGUUGACGCAUUAGAUGAGUGUGAACGGGAGAAAGACGUCGAGAGUCUAAUCAACCUAUUGUCAAGUACAAAAUUGACCAAAAACCUCCAGCUUAAAUUCUUCCUUACAAGUCGCCCAGAACUUCCUAUCCGGGUGGGGUUUCAGGCUGUGAGCGGGACAUACCAAAAUUUCGUGUUGCACGAAGUGGUAGAAUCAGUGAUCGAGCACGAUAUAAAUGUAUACCUGAGGUACGAGCUCGGUAAAGUCAGGGAAACCUUUAAUCGAAAUCCUAUUAGCGGCCAGCCUUUGCCUGCGAACUGGCCAUCCCGAACAGCCCUCGAAACGCUAGUCAGAAUGGCUAUCCCGCUAUUCAUUUUCGCAGCGACGAUCUGCCGCUUUAUCGCGGACAGGCGAGUGGGCAGCCCAGAUGAACAACUUAAGGAGGUGUUAGAGUACGAAACGAAGAGCCAAGAAUCUCAACUAGACGCGACUUAUCUUCCGGUCCUCCAGUCUAUGCUUACUGGACUUAACCAGAGAGCUCGCAGACGAGUUCUAGAUCGCUUCAACACUGUCGUUGGACCAAUAAUCACACUUGUCAACCCAUUAUCUACUCCUGCGCUUGCUCAGCUGCUGGGUAUCCCACAGGACAUGGUCGAUGGAGCGCUUGAGACACUUCACUCCGUCUUGAAUGUCCCCCGGACCGCCCACCAACCAAUUCGACUUCUGCACUUAUCUUUUCGUGAUUUCUUGGUCGACCCGGCAAGGCAAGGAGAGCCAUUCUGGAUGAAUGAAGAAGACGUCCACCGACAGCUUGCCGGUCGCUGCCUUUAUGUGCUGAACAAUUCGCUAAUUACUGACAUGUGCCAAGUCGUCGCCCUUGGGACGCCAGCCUCUUCUAUUUCCGAGAUGGAAAUCAACAAACACAUAUCACCCGAACUGCAAUAUGCAUGUCGCUUUUGGGCAUAUCAUUUUCAAAGGUCACUGCCCACCGCAUUGAACAUUGCCGGUAUCAGGCUGUUCUUAUCGUCGCAUUUUUUAGAAUGGUUAGAAGCACUAAGCUGGAUAGGCAGACUUUCGGACAGUCUAAUCAUAAUCGAGUCUUUACGAUCAAUUAUCUCAUCAGAAGAAUGCGAAGAGCUUGCGAAUUUUUUAAGCGACUCAGUGCGAUUUAUGCAAGCCAUGGGGCCGAAUAUCCAGGCAACCCCUCUUCAAGCGUACUCAUCGGCAUUGCUAUUCUCUCCUAAGGGAAGUGUCGUUCGCAAUUGUUUCAGGCACAAUUUGUCGAAGUAUGUGGCUUUGGAACCUGAAAUGCCAUUAUUUUGGAGCCAGAAGCAGACGACGCUCGAGGGGCAUACCGGUCCGGUCAAUUCGGUGGCGUUCUCGCCGGACGGCCAGCGGGUGGCGUCGGCAUCGGACGACCACACCGUGAUCCUCUGGUCGGCCGAGACGGGCGAGAUGCAGGCGACGGUCGAGGGGCAUACCGAAUGGGUCACUUCAGUGGCGUUCUCGCCGGACGGCCAGCGGGUGGCGUCGGCAUCGGGCGACCACACCGUGAUCCUCUGGUCGGCCGAGACGGGCGAGAUGCAGGCGACGCUCGAGGGGCAUACCGGACCGGUCACCUCGGUGGCGUUCUCGCCGGACGGCCAGCGGGUGGCGUCGGCAUCGGACGACCACACCGUGAUCCUCUGGUCGGCCGAGACGGGCGAGAUGCAGGCGACGCUCGAGGGGCAUACCGGUCCGGUCAAUUCGGUGGCGUUCUCGCCGGACGGCCAGCGGGUGGCGUCGGCAUCGGACGACCACACCGUGAUCCUCUGGUCGGCCGAGACGGGCGAGAUGCAGGCGACGCUCGAAGGGCAUACCGGACUGGUCACCUCGGUGGCGUUCUCGCCGGACGGCCAGCGGGUGGCGUCGGCAUCGCGCGACCACACCGUGAUCCUCUGGUCGGCCGAGACGGGCGAGAUGCAGGCGACGGUCGAGGGGCAUACCGGACCGGUCACCUCGGUGGCGUUCUCGCCGGACGGCCAGCGGGUGGCGUCGGCAUCGGACGACCACACCGUGAUCCUCUGGUCGGCCGAGACGGGCGAGAUGCAGGCGACGCUCGAGGGGCAUACCGAACCGGUCACCUCGGUGGCGUUCUCGCCGGACGGCCAGCGGGUGGCGUCGGCAUCGGACGACCACACCGUGAUCCUCUGGUCGGCCGAGACGGGCGAGAUGCAGGCGACGCUCGAAGGGCAUACCGGUCCGGUCACCUCGGUGGCGUUCUCGCCGGACGGCCAGCGGGUGGCGUCGGCAUCGCGCGACCACACCGUGAUCCUCUGGUCGGCCGAGACGGGCGAGAUGCAGGCGACGCUCGAGGGGCAUACCGAAUCGGUCACCUCGGUGGCGUUCUCGCCGGACGGCCAGCGGGUGGCGUCGGCAUCGCGCGACCACACCGUGAUCCUCUGGUCGGCCGAGACGGGCGAGAUGCAGGCGACGCUCGAGGGGCAUACCGAACCGGUCACUUCGGUGGCGUUCUCGCCGGACGGCCAGCUGGUGGCGUCGGCAUCGUACGACCACACCGUGAUCCUCUGGUCGGCCGAGACGGGCGAGAUGCAGGCGACGCUCGAGACCGGGCCGGUUUACGAUUUGCGUUUUGACUUAAGAGGUACACGGCUCCUAACGAAUCGAGGAUCGUUCAUUAUAAAUGCUGUAUAUGACAUUAGCUCCGAGACUCACGGCGACUCACCCUUCGUUAACCAGGUUUGCAUAAGCUAUGGGAUUAGCAAAGACAGUUGCUGGAUCACUUUCAACGGGCAAAACCUCUUAUGGCUGCCCGCAGAGUAUCGUCCCGCGAUGUCUGCGGUCUUCGGCAAUACGCUUGCCAUUGGUUGCUCAUCCGGCCAUGUCUUUAUCUUGCGGUUUGCAUAUCAACAUUGA
Truncatella angustata is the source of this 4122-nucleotide messenger RNA. Its product is annotated as vegetative incompatibility protein HET-E-1. The transcript has 2 exons. Bases 1 to 4122 code for a protein of 1373 amino acids. Gene Ontology annotation, molecular function: protein binding. The record is from RefSeq and is a predicted model, not a curated record. NCBI's taxonomy places the organism in Eukaryota, Fungi, Ascomycota, Sordariomycetes, Amphisphaeriales, Sporocadaceae.